Molecule: messenger RNA, 2541 nt
Organism: Cicer arietinum (chickpea)
Lineage: Eukaryota; Viridiplantae; Streptophyta; Magnoliopsida; Fabales; Fabaceae
Product: polyadenylate-binding protein-interacting protein 3-like
Biological process (GO): cytoplasmic stress granule assembly
Cellular component (GO): cytoplasmic stress granule
Molecular function (GO): mRNA binding
Source: RefSeq, a predicted model, not a curated record
ACAGCAAAUUACUUAUUAUUUGGUUUUUGGUAGGCUUUUGCUUUUAAGCGCUCUUUGUUUUGCAUCUCCCUUCAAAAUCUGAAAAACCACCCUCUCUUUUUUCUCCCUCUCUCGAUCGCGCCGAGAUAUUCAAACUCUUCCACCGCCUCUCUCCGGCCGACAACCGAAUCAAAACCUCAAUCAUCACCCAAUCCCUAACCGACCUAGGGUUGCUUCUUCAGCUCACCCUUUCAACCUCUCCACUGCAAUCCACCAAUCAGGUUGUCAUCAACCUCUUUCAGAUUAGAGGGGUAGAGGCUGUAAGUAAGGAUGAAUUUGCAACCCGGACAGUCUAAAUCCUCUAAUGGAUAUGGCCGCCGAAAAUAUGAAAGAGAAGGUGCUGCUAAGUCUGAGAAUAAGAUCCCAUCUGGAAAAAUAAAUGCCAAUAGAUUGGCAAGUACAGGUGCAGUUACUGGCUUUAAAGAUGGUAGUUAUGAGAGUCCUUCACAUGAUCGACUAGUAUAUGUAACAACAUGCCUAAUUGGGCAGCAGGUGGAAGUCCAAGUGAAAAACGGGUCUAUAUACUCUGGAAUUUUUCAUGCAACAAACACCGACAAAGAUUUUGGGAUCAUUUUGAAAAUGGCUCGUUUGACAAAGGACACUUCACAUGGGCAGAAGUCUGGUGCAGAAUUUGUCAAGAAGGCUCCUUUAAAGAGUUUAAUUAUACAUGCCAAAGAUCUUGUGCAAGUUAUAGCACAGGGUGUUGCUGUUACUAGGGAUGACCUACCUGGUGAACCUCACCACGACAGGUAUCGGGAAAUCAUGGUUGAUUCAUUAAUAUCUCAAUCUCAUCAUGCUGAGCUAGGAAGAGAACUUAAACCCUGGGUACCUGAUGAAGAUGAUCCACAAUGCCCUGAACUGGAUAAUAUCUUCGACGGCCACUGGAAUAGGGGAUGGGAUCAGUUUGAAACAAAUGAGACAUUGUUUGGGGUAAAAAGCACAUUCAAUGAAGAACUUUAUACAACAAAGCUUGAAAAAGGGCCACGGACAAGAGAAUUAGAAAAGCAAGCUUUAAAAAUUGCUAGAGAAAUUGAGGGUGAGGAAACCCGAGAUCUUCAUCUUGCAGAGGAAAGAGGUCUUCACUUAGAUGGACACUUUGAUAUUGACGAGGAAACUAGAUUCUCUUCAGUCUAUAGGGGUAAACUUGUUGAUGAUACAUAUGAGGAAAAUGAAGACAUACUGUUGGAUUCACACAAUUCUGAAACUUUUAGUGGUAUAUUUGGUUCGGUCGACGAGAGAUCGUGUGAAAUAAAUGGUAGAAAAGGCUAUGAUGGAGUGCAUACAUUUGCCAAUUCCUACUCCAUGGAUCAGUCACAGUCAUCUCAGUCAACUACUGGUGUAGAUUUAAGCCGCUCUAAUGCUUAUGAUCACGCUAGACAGUUAGCGUCCGAAAUCCCUUCCAAAAGCUACCCGUCUUCAGAUGGGCAAAGCAGAAUUAUGGAGAACUCGGGUUGCAAUCUACAUGGAGCCAGUGGUAACACCAAGGAAGAAAAUCUUAUACAAAGUGAGGAUGUUCAACUGUCAAAUUAUGAGGAUUCACAGGCAUCACUCUACUUGAAGAAAGAUGGCUCUGAUAAAGGGGUGUUAUCUCCUAAUGCCAGCUCCUAUGCCCCAUCAUCUCAUAUAUUAGCAAAGUCUCAUGAGAAGAUAGGAACACCAAGGGAUUCGGCUGAGGGUUUAGCAUAUGGAAAAGCUAAUGGGGAAACAAAGUAUUUAAAUUCACGUGGGGCAUCAUAUGGGUCAGAUUCUGUGAGAGGUGUGGCGGCAUCUCGUGGUUCUGGUUUAUCUCCAAGUUCGUCAGUUGGUUCAUUGUCUUCUGAAAAAUUGUCUUUGAAUCCCAAUGCAAAGGAAUUCAAGCUCAACCCUAAUGCAAAGAGUUUUAUUCCAUCACCUGCUCGGCCUCCCACUCCAGUGUCUGAUAGUUCCUUCUAUUUUCCAACUACUGUAAAUACUGUACCAAAUAUGCCAGGCGUACCCAUGAGUAUUGGGGUUGGACCUAAUUUUGCUGGGACGCAACCUAUCAUAUAUAAUCCACAGGUCUCCCAAAUGCCAACUCAAGCAUAUUUUCAUCCAAAUGCACCGCAGUAUGGACAGCUUCUUGGUCAUCCUAGGCAAGCUUUAUAUAUGCCGACUUACCUACCUGAAAUGCCAUACAAGGGACGUGAUUAUUGAAAACUUGACUGAUGGUGUUAUUAGCAUGUCAACUCCUUGCUCGAAAAGAAUAGACAAAGUCGAUGUCUUGAAAAGUUUUAAAUGACGAUGUCAGCAGCAGAUUGAAAGAUUUCAAAUGGUCCAUUGUGAGAUAUAAUCUUAUGACAUUGUAUGAACCCAUACAUCUUUUGGGGUUUCUCUUGGGGUUUCUCAGGUUUUGAUCGUGUAACAGCAUAACUCAUAUUUAUCCCCGCACCUUUUUUAUUCCGUAAUACAAUGCGACAUUUACUUUGUAUUACUAUUAAUUCAUCUUGUUCUUGUGCAUGUUUGUUUGCUACCGUAUCAGUUUAA